AUGAAGGCUCACGUUGCUCUCUGGGCCUCUGUUCUCCCACUGGCUUUCUCUGCGCCAGUUCUUGUCUCAGGUGGUGAUAGUUUCAAGGGCGAUCCUCAGGUCACCACAGGUCCUCAGCCUUGCACCACGAUCUUCUCGUUUAUCACCAGCAACAGGGCGCGCCAUACGUUCAGAGGCUGUGACAACAUGCUGCUAGAAGGGUAUGCAUAUCUUGCUGAUCGAUGGUUCUCCUUGCCGUCAUUCUCACCGUCAACCAAAGAGCGGGAGAACCCGCAGCGCAAAUGCAAAUCUCCAAUUUUACCCGACCAUUUGCCGACGCCCGCGCUUAGGGAAGAGUUAGACGCGCUUCCAGGAUCUACCUCGACAUCAGCUUCUGCUUCUACAGCAUUACCAGCACCAAUAGCAGUAUCUCUGCCCUCAUCGAAGUCUCAGAUAUUUGCAUAUGCUGAUAGGAUGCGCCUCGAAGAUAUCAUUGCCAGCCGUGAUUUCUCAGUUUUCCUCGACUGGCUAUCUGCGCGCCCUAUCAUGGCCUGGACACUCAUCGUUGCUGUACUGAUUAUUGUCUUUUUCGUCUCAGCUGUCAUUGUCGAGAUAGCUGUUGCACUGCGGAACAUUAUUAGCCCGCCAGAUACUAAAAAACAACAGCCUGAGGCUGGAGAAAUCUACUUGUUCGGUCCUGAGAAGAGGCUGGCUGCAGCUAUGGUUGUUGAUGAUAGAGAGGAGAACCCCCUUGCUUACACAGAAUGA
Messenger RNA from Trichophyton rubrum CBS 118892, 747 nucleotides. RefSeq lists its product as uncharacterized. Bases 1 to 747 code for a protein of 248 amino acids. Lineage: Eukaryota; Fungi; Ascomycota; Eurotiomycetes; Onygenales; Arthrodermataceae. The record is from RefSeq and is a predicted model, not a curated record. The transcript has a single exon.